AUGGAAAAUACUACUUCAAACAGUGUUUUGUUUUCUUCUCUUUCAUGGGGUUUGCAUGAAUUUGCUGCCUCCAGCUUUGUUUCUGUUCAGUCAACACUUCUGGUUUUGUGUCUCUUUGUUUCGCUUUUUAUCGUCAAAGCAAAGGGAAGAACCAGGGGGAUUAACAAACAAAAACCUGCUCUCCCUCCUGGCCCAACUCCUUGGCCGAUUAUUGGGAACAUUCCCGAGAUUUUUAGUCGGAAAAAUAAGCCAAAUUUCCGGUGGAUUCAUGGACUUAUGAAGGAACUCAACACUGAUAUUGCUUGCAUCAAGCUCGCCAGCACUCACGUCAUUCCCGUCACUUCACCUGAGAUUGCUCGAGAAUUCUUGAGAAAAUACGAUUCCGUUUUCGCUUCGAGGCCGAUUACGAUGGCAACCGAGUAUAGUAGCCGAGGGUUCUUGACCAUAGCCGUGGUUCCACUUGGAGAUCAAUGGAGGAAAAUGAGGAAAGUGGUGGCUUCUGAGAUGGUUACCCCGGCAAGACUUCGUUGGUUACUAGGGAAGCGCAACGAAGAAGCCGAUAAUCUUGUUAGGUUCAUAUACAACCAAUGCGAGAGCAAUGGCGGCUCAUCGGCAGUCAUAGAUAUGAGGCUUGCAAUUAGGCAAUACACUGGGAAUGUUAUCAGGAAGAUGAUGUUCAACCGACGAAACUUUGGGGAAGGUCGAAAAGAUGGAGGCCCUGGACGAGAAGAAGUAGAACAUGUUGAAUCAUUAUUUACGGUGCUCAAUCACCUUUACUCUUUCGCCUUAUCAGAUUAUAUACCCUGGUUGAGACCGUUGGAUCUUGAGGGUCAUGAAAAGAUUGUAAGUGAAGCAAUGAGAAUCAUCAGCGGCUACAAUGAUCCUAUAGUUAAUGAAAGAGUGAAAGAGUGGAAAGAUGGGAAGAGGAAGGAGCCUGAAGAUUUACUUGAUGCACUCAUUUUAGCCAAGGAUGUAGAAGGAAAACCAGUGCUUUCAGUCGAAGAAAUCAAAGCUCAAUGCACUGAAAUAAUGUUUGCCACGGUGGACAAUCCCGCGAAUGCGGUUGAAUGGGCAAUGGCGGAGAUGCUGAACCGACCGGAAAUUAUCCGUAAAGCAACGGAGGAAAUAGAAAGAGUGGUCGGAAACCAGAGGUGGGUUCAAGAAUCCGAUAUUCCAAGACUCAACUACGUGAAGGCAUGUGCGAGGGAAUCACUUCGGCUUCACCCCGUUGCACCUUUCAACUUACCCCAUGUCUCGAACGCCGACUGCGUGGUUGCCGGCUACUUCAUCCCCAAAGGCAGCCAUGUUUUGCUCAGUCGAAUCGGCCUAGGCCGGAACCCCAAGGUUUGGGACAAACCGUUGGUGUUCGAACCCGAACGACACUUUAAAGACGGAGGCUCCGAUGAAGAAAUUGAUCUGACAGAGACGGAACUGAAGUUCUUAUCGUUUAGUACGGGGAGACGUGCGUGCAUGGGAGUGGCUCUUGGGAGUGCGAUGACGGUGAUGCUGUUGGCCAGGCUGGUUCAAGGGUUUUCAUGGAGGGUGCCACCGAAUGAGGCUGAAAUCGAUCUGUCAGAGUCCAAAAAUGAUCUUUUCUUGGCCAAACCUUUGCAUGCAAUGGCUACACCUCGCUUGCCUGCAUAUGAACUCUAUUCGCCCUAUUAA
Hibiscus syriacus is the source of this 1665-nucleotide messenger RNA. Its product is annotated as phenylalanine N-monooxygenase-like. The transcript is spliced from 2 exons. Gene Ontology annotation, molecular function: iron ion binding; oxidoreductase activity, acting on paired donors, with incorporation or reduction of molecular oxygen; heme binding. Bases 1 to 1665 code for a protein of 554 amino acids. Lineage: Eukaryota; Viridiplantae; Streptophyta; Magnoliopsida; Malvales; Malvaceae. The record is from RefSeq and is a predicted model, not a curated record.